CGGACAUCCAUAAUUGUGAACAUUUUAUCCGUCUGGUCGGACGGCUUUGAAUACGAAAACAUAUUACAAUAACAAAACAAAAAUGGCUGAUGCAUCAAAUCUUAAUCAAGGCGUUCAAACAUAUAUUGAAAAAACUCUUUAUGAUGCAGACGAUUUUUUGGCAAAUUUUUCCAUGCUUCGGGAAGAAAAUGAACAUUUAAAAAAAUCUAAUGAAAAUCUACAGCAACAGUUAGAAAAAUUACAACAAGAAGUUCAGCAGCUUCAUAUUGAUAAACAAAAUUUAGAAAAUCAAUUGCUUAGAGAAAGAGAGCAACAUAAAGAGGCAUUAUGGAAUACAAGAAGUGAUAUUCAAAGAAUUCAAGAAGAGCGUUUGGAAUGGAAAGAAAAGUAUUUGGAUGUUUGCAUGAAAGGAGGUAGCAAGCAGGAGCCAGUAAUAAAUGAAAAACAAAAGACAUGGAAAUUUAAACAGAGUUUGUUGAGUACUGGUACAAUUCCAGAAAGCAUUGCUGAUGAAUUUUACUCCAACUUAUCUUCGACUUUUGGGCUAAAUGAGAAUGAAGAUCAGCCAGUUCAGCCCAUUAUUACAAACCAACUAUGGGAUCCGGAAACAAAGCGUUUUGAGUGCAAAGAAUGCAAGGCAACAUUUAGGCAAUUUUCAGAUCUAAAAUCCCAUAUAGAUAAAAACCGUUGUGUUAAAUAUACAUUUCAAUGUCCAGAAUGUAGUAUUGUUUUUAGCAACGCAACUAGUUUCACAAAGCAUUUGAAGUAUCAUGUUGGAAAAACAAUUUCUUGUGAAUAUUGCGGGGAUAAGUUUAUGCAUGAGAAAGGUUUACAAAGACAUGUAAAAAUGUAUCAUACUGAGUUUAAUCAGCAUUAUUCAUGUCAGUUAUGCUCAAAGCUUUUUAACCGCAAAACCUUAUUAGAAAAUCACAUCCGGCGACACUUUGAUUAUCGUCCUUUUAAGUGCAAUUCAUGCGAGAAGUCAUUUAAAACUAGACAGUAUUUAACUGGGCAUAUAAACGGUGUACAUAAAAAUGACAAACAGUUUGUUUGCGAUAAAUGUGACGCUCGCUUCAGCUGGAGAACUACUUGGAAAAGGCAUAUACAAAGUCAUGCUAUUAAAACAGGAAGAAAGAAAAAAAAAAGUAGAGCUGACAACUCUGCAAUUUCCUCUGCAACUCCAACGACACUAAACGUUCCAAAUCUCCAGCAAAUGGUACAUAGUGUUGUUCUUAAUCAUGUAGGCAUCCCAAUUGGUCAUAAUGUUGUUUCUAUAUCCGAUCCAGAUACUUCAAUAGCAAACAGUACGGUUCAACUAUCGCAUUCCGUUGUUCCUCAAAUGCAAAAUCAUUGUUUAACUACCUUAUCUCACCUGUCUCAUAAUCAAUACUCUCAUAAUCACAUGACUGAUAAAAAUAUAGAAGUGCCAAUUACCCAAAUAUCAGAUUCAUUGUCGGCUAAUAGUUUAACAGUUAAUCAAUUGAUGCCUGAUCGUGUUAACGAAAUCCAUAUAAAUCAGAUCUCAAGUAAUUUUAAUUGAGAUUCAUAUUAUCCAAUAACAUGUUUUAAUCUUUUCAAUUUGAAAUUUGAAAAGGUUUUUAAAUGUGUCGAAGCUUGCUUAUUCAAUUAAAAAAAAACAAAAAACAAUCCAAACGUACAUAUCCUGUGCACAAAGUGUAGAUCUUGAAGCGGAUUUAAUAAAUUUUUGCUUUACAAUA
Hydra vulgaris (swiftwater hydra) is the source of this 1718-nucleotide messenger RNA. Its product is annotated as gastrula zinc finger protein XlCGF26.1. Gene Ontology annotation, cellular component: nucleus. NCBI's taxonomy places the organism in Eukaryota, Metazoa, Cnidaria, Hydrozoa, Anthoathecata, Hydridae. Gene Ontology annotation, biological process: regulation of transcription by RNA polymerase II. Gene Ontology annotation, molecular function: RNA polymerase II cis-regulatory region sequence-specific DNA binding; DNA-binding transcription factor activity, RNA polymerase II-specific. The record is from RefSeq and is a predicted model, not a curated record.